UCGGUUUGACACGGUGAGCGAGUCGGGAACGGCCACGCUAAAACCUCGGCCCAGGGUCCGGCCCCUGCUGACCUUCCUUCCACUGAACGCACAGGAGAACCAUGGACUGGCCGUACCCACCCCGUCUGUCCCAGAAGGCUUUGCAGACCAAGACGUGACAGGCAUCCCCUCCACUUGCCGGGUUUGCGAAAGCCCCCAAACCCAGACCACCCAGCCCAGAGGACACUGCCUCCUGCGCCCCUGUGGACUGGAGAGACCCCAGCCAGAUGGAAAAGCUUCGUAGCGAGCUGGCAGCCUAUCUCUGCGGCUCCAGGAGGGAGAACCGGCCCCUCAGUCACAAGCCAGCCCAGGGCCAGGAGAGCCCCAAAGGCCCCAAGCUGCUUGAGAAAGGGGCUCCCCCGAGCUUGCCUGAGAAGGGGGCUCCCCCGAACUUGCCUGAGAAUGGGGCUCCCCCGAGCUUGCCCGAGGAGGCUCCCCCAAGUGUUCCUGAGAAGAAGAUCCCCCCAAACAGCACCCUACCAGAGAAAGAAGCGGCCACCACCACCAGCCUGCCCCUGCCCCCUGUGGACUACAUCCCCCAGGACACCACACUGCCCAGUGUCCGGCAGAUCCGGGAGAAGCUGGAGGCCCAGUUUUCCCCCUCGGCAGAGAAGGAAACCAAGCCCGGCUCGGGGUCCUUGCCACCCAAACCUCUGCCUGAAGUGCGCAGAAUCUUUGAAAACGGGGCUGCUAAGGGCAGAGGCUCUCAACCUGUGGCUAAGAACCUGCCACCUGCGUCCAUCACAUCCCUGCCAGCGAAGCCACUCCAGCCCAAGCCCACAACUGGACCAGCCACACCACCCAAGGCCAUGCCUGGACCCCUUACACCAUCGGCCACUCCACCUGCCACACCGGCCCAGCUGACGGCCGGGAAGGAUCCGGUCCCCGCAGAGCAAGGUGAAAAGCCCAUGGGAUCACCAGGGCUUGUGGUGCACCCCCAGCCAGAGGCAAAGGCGCCCCCCUCAACAGCCAGUAAGCUGCCUGCCCAGGGUGGGUCUUCAGCUCCGGCCCUUCCACCCAAGACAUCCUCCACCCAGGGGGAGGGGCUGUGUCUCUACAAGCCCCAUCGCCCCCUGAACAGCCCCAGUCAGCAGGCUGCUGUGACAAGGCCCAAGCUGGACAGAGGAGAGGCUGCAGGGCCAGAGGUGACUGUGGGAGCGAAGGAGCCCCCGGCGCUGUUAGACAAGAACCCCGUCUCACCGCCACCGGCUGAGGAACUCCUCAGGCACCCAGUGACUGGGGAGGUGGUGGAGCGCGGGUCGCCCAUGGCCCUGCUCCUCGCAGCACGUCAGAGGGCUCAGAAGGGCCGGCCUGGGGGGGCUGCCCUCGGCCGGUCCUCCCUGCCAGGGAGUCUCCGAGGCCCCCGCAGUCCACCCGAGGCAGGCUCUGACAGCAUCGUGUACAAUGAGGGCCUGCCCAAUUCCUUCACCGUGGUCCCCAAGCCGUCUAAGGACACCAGGAAUGACCGCCAGCCAGACUCCUCGGCGCAGCCCACGGAACCCAGCCAGUGGAAGCCCCAGCCCCUCGGAACCUCGCAGGGUUCAGAGUCCAGCCUCCGCGGGCACAACUGGACCAAGGCGGAGCCCCGUGCCCAGGGCAGCGCCUGGGACAGAUCGGCUCCCUGCAACCCCACGCAGGGCCGCCCGCUGCCCAAGUCCUCCUCCUCUCCGUCCUCUCCCUCCUAUAGGAGAGAGGAGUUCAGCUUCGAGGUCAUCCCGCCGCCUCCGGAAUUCAAUGACCCUGACCCCCCAGCCCCGAGUAUCCAGUAUCCGGGCCACCGGGGCUCCCCACCCCGAAACAGCUUCUCGGACUUGGGGCAGACCCUGGACUCCUGCGCUCGCAGCUCCUCGCGCUUCCCUUCGGCUGCGCGCUGCGCGGAGGGCAGGGCCGCGGGCCCGGAGCGCUUCUCGGCCGGGGGCCGGUCCUCGCUCAUCAAGAAGCGCCUGUACGUCGGGGAGGUUUGA
This is a messenger RNA of Echinops telfairi (small Madagascar hedgehog), 2003 nucleotides long. It is a transcript of the gene CUNH6orf132, whose product is annotated as chromosome unknown C6orf132 homolog. The record is from RefSeq and is a predicted model, not a curated record. The transcript is spliced from 4 exons. NCBI's taxonomy places the organism in Eukaryota, Metazoa, Chordata, Mammalia, Afrosoricida, Tenrecidae. The coding region runs from base 267 to 2003 and encodes 578 amino acids.